AUGAAAAGUGCGCGCGGUCGCGAAAGCUCUCGCCUGCUGUCCCUCCCCGACGAGCUUCUCCAGCCCGUUCUCGCGCGCGUCGACCAUCCGCGCGAUCGCUGCAGCCUCGCCCUCUCCUGCUCUCACCUCCGCCGCCUCUCCCGCCGCACGCCUCACUCGCUCCGCCUCCACUUCUUCAGGAAAAAACAGGGCGUCACUGCCCGGGAAUGGAUGAAGAACCUCGACACUUAUUCGGGGGUGUUUACCCAAAUAACCGACCUCACGGUGGAGGUUAGCUGCACCACCAUUGACCAGCUGCUGGGUGGAAUCGGCGCGGGCUGCCCGAAACUGGAAAGCUCACGCGUCAUCUCUCCCUUCUGUCUCUCUCUCCUACGCCCUUCACCCCUUCCUCACCCCUCGCUUUCCAUGCCUCGCCUAUUCCACGUCCCCUCACCCUCUCCCCCGCCUUACCCUCUCCUGGUGACGUCACUGGAGCUCGACUCGCCACUCGAGCGCCACUCCGACUUCAACGACCCUCCGCCUCCCCCAGUGGACGCCUUCCCUUCACUGCGCUCCCUCACCCUCCUCUACGAGCCCUCGCACUACCGCUUCAUCUCCCGCUGCUCCUCUCUCACCUCGCUCACCCUCUGGGGCCCCAACGCCUUCGCUCUCUACUCCCUCGCCUCCCCCUCCUCCCCUCUCCGCCUCUCCCUCGCCUCCCUCACCAUCCACUCUGCUCGCCUCGAAGCCGCCCUCUCGCCUCUCGCCUCCUUCCCUCGCCUCACCUCUCUCUCCUUCCUCUCCUGCACCAUCGAUCCCUGCGAGCUUCACGCCCUCUCUCGCUCCCUCCACACGCUCACCCACCUCGCCCUCCUCAGCUGUCCCUUGGUCUCCAGCCACUCCCUCGCCGCCCUCGCUCAAACCAACCCAGCUCUCUCCUCCCUCUCCCUCUACUCCACCUCCUACCCUCUGUUCGCUGCCCAAAGCCUUCUUGCCCUUCUCCGCACUUCCUCCUCCCGCCUCCACACCCUUACUCUCUCCGGGUUGCCCUCGUACCGCCCGGGCAUGCUUGCACUCUGCAGCAGCCUGAAGCGACUCACGGUGAAAGGAUUGGGGGAGGCGAGGGAGAGUGUUAUGCCCUCUGAGGCGCCGCAGAAGUCGUCUUUGGAGUGCCUUGUGGCCAUGCUGGUGCGCGUGGAACAGCGGGGAGUCAGUGCGGGAAUGGUGGCAGGGGACGAUCGAGUAGGGAGACGCCAAGGGGAGAUGGUUGUGGGGAACGGUGAGGGAGCAGCAGCAGCAGCAGCAGCAGCAGCAGCAGCAGCAGCAGCAGCAGCAGCAGCAGCAACAGCAGACGAUGGUGAAGCAGCAAUGACAGCCCAUGACGCAGCAGCCCCCCCAGCAGCUACCACGCUGGUAGAAGCAGAGACGGGAAUCAGGGGCCACAGGAGCCCAACGUACCUGGAUUUCCGUAUGGAAGCAGCAGCAGCACGCGCUGACAUGGUGGCCGCAAUCGACGACUGGAGGGCCCUCAUGGACACAUGUGAGUGGAGGCUCCAGAAAGUCAUCUCGCAAGUCAUGCGGGCUCGGCACAUGCGAGGCGAGUUCGCCCUUUCGAGCAUUAGGAAUGCCGUCAUUCAGGUCCGCGCGGCCAUCUCGCUGUGCCUGUGCGUGCGGCUGUCAGUGAACGAGGUGAACGCCCGGAUUGCACGCGAGGAGGCACUGGUGGAGGCCUGCACCGCUGCCCAGGCUGCAGGGCUCUUAACUGCUCCUCUGGAUGAAGAAACGGAAGCGGAGAGGCACCAGGAGAGAGGCGGGCAAAGGGGAGGAAGGAGGGAGGUGGAGGAGCUGGUAGGGUUCAGCCCAGAGAGUGACCUGCCGGCUGAUCUGGCGGAGGUGAGCGAGACGCUGCUGGGGGAGGAGACGGGUGGAUGGCCGGCGUUUGUGGCGGUGUCACGAAGAGAGGCACGUGGGCUGCUGCAGGCGCUCACUCAGCAGCUGGUGGCGCGCAUGGAGGCCGUCGCUCGUGGGGCUCCGCCUGGCGCCCCGCCAACAGUGCCUGGGGCGGCGCCACUGCCUGGGGUUGCGCCACUGCCUGGGGCGGCGCCACUGCCUGGGGCUGCGCCACUGCCUGGGGCUCCGCCAGCAGGGCCUGGGCCGGCAGCAACAGAUGCAGCAACGUUGGAAGGCGCAGGAACGGUGGCAGCAGAAGGGGUAAGAGCAGAAGAGGCAGUAUCACAGGGGCCAACAAGCGCAGAAGGAGAUGCAGGAGGGAGAGUGGGAGAGGGUGCGAGAAGAGCACGAGCGUUACAGCAGCUGCCAGGGGCAGAGGCGGGAGGAGGUCCAGGAGGAGACGAGCAGCUGGGGAGAAGAGACUCAACUCACUCGCCCCCCCACAAGAGCACACCACCCGAAAAGAGCACACCCCCAAAUAUAAACACACUCGUGACACCUGUGGAAGUGUUUUGCCCUCCACUGGAGGCCCUAACCCUUGAGAGCAUUCGCUUCGCCUCCACUUGUGACCCUUCCUGGCUGCCCUCUCCCCUUCCCUCUGCCUCACCCCUCAUGUACCCCUCUCCCCCAGCCACACCCCCCCUCCCUUCAUCGUCCUCCUCCCCCAGUCCUGCCUCAAGCCUGAGCAGCGAGCCACAGUCCUUUGAAUCGCUAACACGAGCUGCUGUGUGUGCAAGGCUCAAGAGUCUGGCUCUCAUGAACUGCUGUGGGUUGGGGGAGAGGCAGCUGGUGAAGCUGCUGCGAGCAUGUUGA
Closterium sp. Naga37s-1 is the source of this 2742-nucleotide messenger RNA. The record is from the annotation of a GenBank genome assembly. Lineage: Eukaryota; Viridiplantae; Streptophyta; Zygnematophyceae; Desmidiales; Closteriaceae.